UCUGCCGCUGCACUUCCUCUACCAGGCAGUUGCUUUCACUUCUUCACAACACUAUAUAUUAGCCUUAUAUUCGUUCAUCUGUGCUCAGGGCCUCUCGUCUCUUUCACUCCUGCUGAUCACACUCUAUAAUCUAUGUUUUCAACUUGUUCUCCGGAAGUCUUUGUUUGACAGCCACACACCCACUCAGCCACCCAGCCAGCCCUUCUCCUUUUCUCACUCUCCUCCUCUCUGCCUCACCACUUUCAUAGUGCAUCUUCUCUCUCAUUUGCAUUUGUUCCGCUUCCUCGUGACAAGAAACAGUACAUGUCAAAGAGCUGCCAGAGAAAAUCGAAUGGGAGAACACAUGGCCCGGAUGACAGACCAGAUUUAAAUGAGCAGGUACACUGAGGAUGGGGCUGUUGAGUGUAGAAGAUUUACCAGGCUGGAUAAUUGUUACUGAUUGGAGUGUAAAGCAAGACGGUAAUUAGAGACCUGGCACUGGUACAUCACGACAGCAGCAGUGUUACCAUGGAGACUGGCAAGCCAGGAUUGGCGAGUGCUCCAGUGCACAUCAGUUCCGUUGCAGCACAGACAGAGAAAAGGAUGGACAUACAGGCCCCACUGACAGCUGUUUACAUCCACACAGUGCCUGCUCUACCAGCACAGCCUUACCCCCAGCCUCCUGCAGCGGCCCGGGAGCCUGCCGCACUCCAUCUGGCCAUGCCACCGCUCUACUCCAAGGAGACGCUUCCCUUUCUGACACUCCAUAUUGCUGGUGGGCUGCAGUCUCAGCCAGGAUUGAGUCUGGUGGCUGCUGCUCCUGCAGCCAGACCCAAGUCAGCAGGAAAGCAUGUGUGUCCUCACUGUGGACGGGACUGCAUGAAGCCCAGCGUGCUGGAGAAGCAUCUCCGCUGCCACACUGGGGAACGGCCUUACCCCUGCAACACUUGUGGAGUUUCUUUUAAGACUCAGAGCAACCUCUACAAACAUAAGCGUACUCAGGCUCAUGCCCGCCUCUCAUCUGAAUCAGAGCAGAGCAGCCUGGGCAGCCUGGACAGCAUGUCCAGCUCUAGGGAGACUUGUACCUCCAGUUUGUCUCUAGAUGAGCGCAGUGAGGAGUCGGGAAGCCUGGAGAAGGAUACCACAAUACCCACUGCUGAGAUCACCUGUCCAGCCAGUACAUCAAAGGUCUACUCUGUAAAGAUGCAAGCGCCUGUCAGUGAAAAGAACGAGCUGACCCCUACAGGUCAUAAGACAGAGCCAAAUGAAUGUGCAGAGGUAACAAAAGAAGAGGAGAAACAGAGGAUGGAAAGCGAAAAGCUUCCUCUGACCGUUAGUCGACAUCUUCCCCUUCAAAGACAAGAGGCCACUCUGUUCUCCAAGCAGUGGGAGAGCUCUGUAUCCAGAGGGAAGUCACAGAGCCAUGAGAGCACUGACUCAGGCUACAGUGAGAGCAGUGAUCAUUACCUAAGCCCCAGCAGCAUUAUACCGGACCACAGUAUGGAUUCCCUUGCCAAAUCCACCAAGGAGCAUCUUGAAGAAUCCACCAGCACAUGUGUGCCUUCUGAACCAGGCCAAGGAGGACAGGAGACCAAAGACACUGCAAGGGAGCAGGAGCAGAGGACACUGGAGGAGCGCAUAUCUAAACUGAUUUCGGAGAAUACAGCUGUUGUGGAGGACAAACAGCUGGAGAAUGUAAGGCCACGGAAGACAGUUCUUUCUAAACAGGGUAGCAUUGACCUCCCAAUGCCAUACACAUACAAGGACUCCUUUCACUUUGACAUGAGAAUCAGUAAAACUCCGAAUGUUGGGAUACAAAGAAACAGGAAUCCCGGAUUGUACAGCUCAGUGCCAACUCAGCGCUCCUCCACCAUGGAUCAUGCACCCUUAACCCGCAGCAACUCCCUCCCCUUUAGUGUUACCCUUCUGCAGCCCGAGGGGAGCAGCCCAACUGCCUCCUAUCAGAACGAUUAUGUAACACUCAUUCGGAGGGGAAGCUCUGGCCAGAUCAAUCCAACAGGUUUCGCAAUCAAGCCUCUGAACCAGCAGUCAUCCACCCACCGCCCACUAGUCCGGCAGACAGCCGUAGACUGCAACCACGCAACAGAUGCUCUCUUCAUGAAUUCAUCUGUGGAGGAGGUGUGCGCCGGCAGUUUCAGCUGUGAUGGGGAUGGCGGUGACAUUUGUGGAGAGCCAAGCAACAGAAAGUUCCGGAGGAAGAAAGCACAGAAGUUUGCUUACAACAAGUGGUACAUGUAUGGGGGAGGGACAUUUAAGAAGCUCUACAAUGCUGAGAAAGUUGGUGAUAAUAGUGUUAUCAAAGGCAGGAAAUCUUCUACAAACCCAGAGCAUGAGGUUGUUCAGGGCCUGCAAAAAAGGUUGUCAGCAGUUUGUAAAGAGACAGUAAAGACAACAAGCUCAACUACAAACUUCAUAAGCAGCAGUUCAACAGUGUGCCAUCCAGGUUGCCCUCCUGCAAAGCUCUCUGGUGUAGAUUUGAAUCUAAAAACUGGCCAGCUUCAUUCAUCAUGCAGCUCUCUUAAGACUCCACUCGGGAGAAACCUGUCUUUGUCUACAUUGCCAUUACCUUCUAUUGGAUCACUAGUUACUCACAAAACAGACAGCAUGAGCAGAGCAGAUGCAGGGAAAUUGAUUAAUGCAGAAAAACAUACCGACUCCACCUCCCAGUUCUGCAGGGCCCAUAUUCCCUCCGACAGGAAAAAGCAGAGAACUGAUGACAAAAUAAUUUGCCCUGUGGAGAUGGAGACUGACCCAAACACACUGACUCAUCCCCCUCCCUCUGUCACUGGCUGUGUGCCUCAGCAGGAUACAAAUCUCAAUUAUGUCAACCUUCAAACAAAUCAAAAACAUUCUCAGCUCAAAGGAGCUCUCUUUCCUCCUUGCAUAAUCAAUGCAAAUGCACCGUCUAUUAGCACCUCACCAGCCACUUCCAUCCCCUCCUCUGCCAAGACAAGCUUCUUGCCCAAGUACCAGCUAAAGUUACCGAACACUGCUGAACAUGAUUCAAAUCCUACGCUGCCUGUUGUGGAUAAACCGACAGGAACUGAUGGCCGCACUUUCUCCUCUGUUCUGUCAUCUUCUCACACUGAGCAAACCUCAAGCUCAGUCACAACUUCUGAAAAUAAAUGUUGUGAUCCUGUCACCUCGCCAUUGGUGCAGACAUGUGAUAUCAAAAAGACAAAUGGUUUUAGCUCCUUUCAAGGCCAGCUACUCUCGCCUGAAUCUUUAAGACUCAAUCAAAACGUGACAUCUAAUCUUGCCAUAGUGCACAGGCCAUUUGCAGGAACCACGAUAACCACAACCUGCCUACAAUCUUAUCAGGCAGGAUUAUGCAGCACUUCAAUUGAGAGCUUGCCUCCAAAACCAUGUGUGAGUUCAGCAUCUAUGCAUCUACCCAGACCUGUUGCAGCUGUGGUUGAGAACUUCCCUGCUACACAUAUCAUAACCACAGAAAACAAUCAGCCAUCUGCUGCUACCAUUACAGCUUUCUCACAAGGACAACCCCCACCUUUGUCACACACACAUGCCUCGUCAGCAUCAGGCCAGUUGAAUCCUGCAAACGGAGCAAACGCUGCUUCAAAUACUCCGAUUGUACCGUGUCACAUUGCACCAUUUGACUCAGUGCAGCCAGCAGGACAGAACAUCUUUCAUGUUCAUACAGCGGACCUCCAGAUCUGCUUGCAGAUCAUAUCCGAUGAGCAACUGGCUCUCAUUGAACCCCAAAUUGAGCGGCAGGCAGUUAGCAGCCUCUCACAGAGACGUGACAUGGACGCGGUGGCCCUGGAAAUGAUUCAGACUAAAGCUCAAAACUCUGUCCUCAUGGAAAAUAGUCAUGAGAAAAGUGAUCAUGAGCAGUCUGGAAAUCAAAAGGAGUUGGACCAAAGUAAGUCUUUACCUACCCUUAACAUGGAGAGCAUAAAACCUCCCCUGUCUGUCCAGUUUGGGAAGGCACAGCCGAAUCUCCACAUGACUGAACAUAGUGAUUCUACUCAGGCUACAGUAUCAGCUGAAUUUAAAACUCCUGAAGCUCUAGGCUUGCUGCAACGCCCACACAAACAAGGUCAUAUAAACACGGUCACAGAGACUCAGAGCUGUAUGGGCGAUGUUAUGUUAACUGCUGCUUCACUCAAAGGUGUAAAAUCAGGAAGGAACCAAACUUCAGACGAGGAACAUGCACUUUCUCUGAACCAUUGUGCUGAAGAACAACAUUUGCCAGACAGGCGGGUCAGCCAAGGUGGACUGGUCUCUCAAACACUCUCUGGCCAACACAAGCUCAAUAUGACUGCUCCUUCUCCUGGUGCAGUAAAUCAGAAGUGCACAAGGAGUGAAUUACUGGGCAAAGAAAGCCAACACAAACUUAAAAACAUAGGAGGCUCAUGUAAUGUAGGCGUAAUUCAAGCCAAGGGUGAAGACUUUAUAUAUGAAAGUAGCAGGUUAGAAAGUGGAGAGACCUGCCCUCCCCUGCAGGUCGGGCUAGGUCGGGCCUCCAGUACACUGUGUGCUGAUGAACUCUCUGGGACAGUUUCUACAUUUUCCAUGGAUAAAUGCAAAUCCCCAAGACAAUCAAAUCCACAAGUAUCCAUCUGCUGCAGAAAUGUGGAAUCUACAUUAUCAGAGACUCUAAAUUCAUCUAAACAUGCAAACAUGGGAUGUGACAGGGUGGGAUCUUCGGACAAUGCUGCUCCUUCACAGGAAAUGACUCUCAGUGAAUCACAGGGUGUAAUCAGUACAGCCCACUCAGAUAAACACAUGGGUCCGUUUACUUCAAUGUCUUCUGACAUCCAGGUGGAAAAAGCCAAAGACAUCCCAGCUGUGCUUACAAGUAUACAGAGCCCUACUGCAGUUUUUCUUCCCCUAGGGGUUAUGGAGGGAGCCUCCCUGGCAGGAUGUGCAGCCCAGAAGGAGCCGCAGACACAAGGACAUGGAGGGACCCCUGGACAGCCAGACUGGAGGCCAAAGCAGACCCAAGAGGCUGAGGAGACAAACACAAUGAUACAAUGCAUGGAGGAGCAGGGGAGUGGAGUGAUGGAAGAGAAUAAGAACGGAGGAAUGAGUAGUAUCAAGGCAGACGAGGUGCCAGGACAUUGGGGGAAGGUCGAGUCUAAUUGCAGAUACACAGUUUCACCAGAUCUGGUAACGCCAGAGGGAGAAGACAGAGGGGUCAAGGCAGAUUCGUCUUGGCUAUCUGAGCAACAUCUUCAGCAUCUUUCCCAGACGCAUCCUGGAAUGUCUGAAUACCCUCCACAGAGCCCUCAGCAAGCUCCAAGCACAUCAAAUAACCUUAAUUUACCUGCCAGCGGCAGUCAGACCGGCCUUUUCAAUUCUCCACAGCCCCCAUUGGAAAUGAACUUUUAUUUCUCACAACAGCAACACUGGAACAGCAGCAUCACUCAUAAUAAACAGACACAGAUCUUGAUUGAACCAAAUUCAAGUCAACAUACAGCUCAGGACCUGUUAGCGGAAACACAAAAUACUUUUUCACAAACUCAAACAUUUACACAUCAGGACCAAAAGCAAGACCAAAAGCUGACCCUGUCUGCUCAGCAAGGAAAUACUACUGCAGGAAACAAUAGUGCUGCAGAAUGCUGUUGUAAUAAAUCAACAUUAGGAAGCCAUAAAAGUCCAAGUCUCUCAUCUGAUGUCAAAAUAUCAUCUUCCACACACCCCAGCCAAGUUUCUCAUCCUGUUCAAGUCAGUAGAGUUGCUGGUUUGACAGGAGACACCCAAGCAACAAAGAGCAAGGUGCUGGAUAAUAAUACUGUGCGGCCAACACAGACUUUUAUGAACACAGAGCCUGAUAAUAAGCACGAAACCAAGGACCAGGCACCACAUGACUACACAAGUCAGAGCAGUAACUCUGAGAGAGGUGACAUAACCAACAAAUACCAGGCUUUUUUCUUGGCUGGUCAGCUUCACAGCUAUCAACCAGUUGACUGUCUGACCAGUGGAGUGAGGCCUGUGCAAAGCUGUCAGGACUACACAGAGGACACCAGCAGUAGUGAUGAUGAGGGAAAGCUUAUCAUUGAGCUUUAGGGGGGAGGUGCACAUGCCUACAUUCUUCUUAUAACUUUACCUGCUGUAGAUAUGUAUUUUUCAGAGGCAAAGCUGAUCCAGAGGCAGAAAUAAUAUCAUUGACUGAGUUAAUGAGAGGAGAGUGAAUGAACUGCAUUCAUUUGCUGGAAACUCAAAAUAAGUCAAAAAUAUGAAUAAAAAAUAAUAAAAACUUAAUUAUUUAUGUUUUUCAUUAUGAUAGGGCAACAAGCAGCUCUUAAAGAAUAAUGUAGGUUAUGUUUGGGCUAAUGUUCACAUCAUAUGCCUAAUGUAAUUACCAGCAGCCAAGUAGAAAAACUGUUCAGAUGAAACUCCUAGUUGUGAUUGCAAGUAUGAGAUAUUGUGAAUUUAUGAGAGCUACAAUAUCUCCAAUUGGUAAAAAGAACUACCAAACAGACCUGUGGUAAAAUGAAGACUAAAUCUCUAUUGGCAUGGGACUAGUUUUAACUGGGGACCUCUCCUCUAGUAAUUUGCAAUAAUUGCGGAGGUUGUCUGUGAUCUUAAUCCCGUGCAAAUCUGCAAUGUCUUUAAUUUGUAAAGUAAAAAUUCCACGACAAAAUAACUACCAUAUUUCACCAAACACAGAGGUCAUGUGAUAAUAUUAGUCCUGUGCAAAUCAGCAUCUCUGUGAUUUGGGGUCAUUUUUUUUUUUUUUUAGUAAGAUUUUUUGUUUUCUCCGUGCCUUUUUUCUGCAUCUUUCCCAAUGGAGAAUUAUGGAAGCUGUGGUGGAAAUUAUAAAUGAAAGAUUUGACAACAUUUGGGGUGCAAAUUCAGGAGGCUUAUCAUCUUGCUACACAGCAAGGAGACCCAUUCACAGAAAGAGCAACUUCGAAUCCAGAUGAGUCAAAUCUCAAAAGAUGAUGAGAUGGAUGACAUACAUGGCAGCAUGCGGUAAGGACUAUUUUUUUUUUAUCUUUCAACAGGCUCCAUACAAACGCCUUUAGUGCUAAGAGCCUUGACAUUUUCAAUCAUAUCUGGGAGAUAAUGUCAGUAAAUCCAAAUAAAAUCGAAACAGAAACAGUCCCAGGAGUGGGGGGGGGGGGGGGUCUAAAUCAUAUGAAGUCCCCAUCCCAUGAGAUCCCGUGCCAAUAGAGCUUAAUAAAAUCCAUAAAGGUAAUAACAGUGGGAGCCAUACACUGUUUGUUUAUAUCUGGCUAGAUAAUUUAGUCUUAAUUUCCAUUUCAAUGGUGUGACUACAAAGCUGGCAUGGGGGUGUCUUGGAUUAAUGUGUGAAAACUCCCAAGUUGGAGUGAUUUUUCACAUUCUUCUGUUUCAUUCAUGUAGUGUCAUUUGAAUGGGAAAACUAGGAAAACCUUCCAUUAGACUUAGGGGGCACACUCACAGCUAUCCUUGUAGUCACACUGGAUAAAUAGCCUAAAUUAGCUACUUUUGCUGUGUUAAUGCAAUGUGGUUUAUUAAUUAGAAGUGAAAGCAGUGAAAUAAGAUACAAUUUUAAACUCAUUUAAAAUGAUAUAAAUUGUAAUGGUGGUAACAUUGGACUUUAUUUUGAUCUAACUGCCAGCAAAUGUGGCUUUGCAGCCAUUUUGCCAGUAAUCGGUUCUAUAGUAGUUAUUUUCAUCAAGUUGAGGAUAUUGUAGCUGUAAGAAAUCCCUGAUAUCUCAGACUCAGAAUUACAACUCUUAAUUGCUAUCUGAACAAUAUGAUGUGGAUGUGACAUUUCCAUUGAACUAAAGUAGCAUGAAUGCAGUAUGAGACAUGUAGGGCCUGUGUGGACAUGCCCAUUCCUGUAAUGCCCACAAAAAGCCCAAAAGCUCAGGAAUAUUAAAAUAAAUGAAGAAAGGCAAUGACAUGUUGUGUUCUUUCAUUUAUGACCACCGUCAGCUAGCUAGGUUAGCUAACGUAGGUAACCUAGCUAAUGUUUUAUUGACACUUAUAUGAUUUAAAAAAAACUUGUUCACCAAGGUUUCCUGUACUCAUUGUCUAUUAAUUUAUAGUAAUACAUGUAAAUACCAGAAAUGAAACUAAUACCCAUUGGUCUGUAGUUCCCCCAACUCUGAAUCACUAACAAAAUAAGGCUAACAGAAACUUGAGUUUUUGCAGAUUAACAGUGCAGUAUCCAUCCUCUCUCAUUCCUUGCCUUUUUUGGCUUCAGUUGACUGUUGACAGAAUAAUUGUUGCUACUUCUGCUUUUUUAAUCUAAGCAAUGAGAUUACCUCUGCCUCAAAGAAAUGUGCAGCUUCCGAUCCUCUCACACACGCUUACACACACACAUAAUUGGUCAUAAUUUGUGUUUACCUUCCCACACUCACUCUCUCUCAUAAAUUGCACUCUGUAACCUUUAUAGGCAACACCUGUGUGUUACUCAUAUGCUGCCAGAUACCCAUUAAGUCAAUCACUGCUGCAAAUCAGAUCAACCUGGUGAAGCAGGCUUUGGCUGGAGGGGUAUGACCCUUUUCUCAGUCUGGGUUUUGCAAUGAGUCAGGAGCUAUGACAAAGCACUGGAGCUCAGGGGAACAGGAAAUGGGUGGAUGUGAACAUUUCUGUACAUAAAUCCACAGCUAUAGCUCAUGCUGACUUGCUUGCCAAUCCUCAGCCUAUUAGUCUUCAUAAAACAUUUUGGACUUGACAGUUGUAUGUGUGAAAAUAGUGCUGAAUGAGCUUAAUCUCAGCUUUAUCUCUGUUCAGGCCUGUUUGGUUUGAUGUGUUAGGUGAGUUUAUAGAGCUGUUUGAGACACAGGAAAUGCAAGUGUGCAAAAAUGUGCAACAGAGUUUACUUGGUCAAGUUAAAAGCAGAUUUAUUAUUGUGAUACAAAUAUUAAUAUUUGUUUUGUUUUCAUUUUCUAAUUUUAUAUUCUUGUUACAAAUUUAAUGCACAUCAUUUUGUGUCUUCAGCCAUUUUGUCAAAAGAAGAAGUAAA
This is a messenger RNA of Thunnus maccoyii (southern bluefin tuna), 8929 nucleotides long. RefSeq names its product zinc finger protein 831 (gene znf831). Bases 508 to 6033 code for a protein of 1841 amino acids. The transcript has 4 exons. The record is from RefSeq and is a predicted model, not a curated record. NCBI's taxonomy places the organism in Eukaryota, Metazoa, Chordata, Actinopteri, Scombriformes, Scombridae.